GAAGCAGCUGAGGCGGAAACACCAGUAACAGGAGAGCAGGAGUAGGUAGUGUUCCCAGACAUCUGGAAAUGACAAGGGCCUCUCAAGGCCUCCCGGUCCACCACCUGGCCAUGAAGACCUGCCCUUCAGUGUUCACUGCCCACAUUCCCAGAGCGUUCAGCCUCCUGCUCCUGGUUGCUUCACUGAACGCUCAGAAUGAAAGCUGGGACAGUCCUCUGUGCAACGAGGGCACAUUGUCUGUGCCUAGAGGCAGUCGUGCCGUGAUGACGUGCAACAUCUCUAACGCCUUCACUGAUGUCACCGUCUGGCUGAAGGACAGGGUGAUCUUCUACGAGGUGUCCCAAGGAAACUUCAACUUCAGUGGAUGGGAGCUCCAAGUUCAAGGGGGCCAGGCACGGCUCAUGAUUGAAAACACCCAGGAAGUCCACACAGGGCUGUACUUUUGGCAGCUGCAUGGACGCCAGAGACAUUUCAGUAACUUCACCCUGAAUGUUUCAGCAGAGCCUUCAAACCAGGAGCCUACAGACGUACCUCCCUCAGGUGCAGUCAAGCACUUUCAGAAAGAGGCCAGGCCUGACACCCUUGUGGGAGUUGUGGUCACUGUCGUCUUGGUCUUGGGACUCACAGGAAUCGGCGCACUAAUCUGCUACAGGCACCACCAUUCUUCGAUGUCCCAGUGGAUAAGUGUCUCAAUGCCUGUCUUGAGGAGGUUCUAAGUCUGUGGACCAGUGGAUGCUGGAGGAUCUGCCUGCGGAACUGAUUCCCAGAGAGAGGCCACCAGCAUGGGCUUGUCAUGUUCUUAGCCCUUGGCGGCUGCCAUGACCAUCUAAAAACCAAACACCAUGGAGCCAUUAUUGCAUGCUUGGCAGAGAAAAAGACCGUUCGUGUUUGCGGGGCGCAGGAGACUUUUCCCAGAGGGUGAUGUAAACCUUGGUUCUAUGCAGAGGAGAAGACAGUGACUCACUGAAGAAGGUCCUUGGAACCUGGAAAACAGUUUGGGCAUCUCUCAGUCGCAAGAACAAGAGUACAGCCUCCGGACUACAGUCCUCAGUCAUCUGAUCUGUUCCUCAACUCUUUCCAAAAUUGUGGAAUUUCCCAUUUGUGUGACCCUUGACCCUCAGCAUCCCCACCUUCUGUCCUCUUACAGUGGCCUGGGCUCCUUUGCUUCUGCUGAGGCCCUGAGGUCAGUGUCUCUCCGAUACCUGCUGUUCUCCAGAGCAAGCCUAGAGCUGCACCAAGAUCUGUGUCAGUAGAAUUUGGGCACAUACCUGCUUUCCGACUCACAAUAGUAACAAGUUUGGGAAACCCAGAUGUCAGGUUCCAGGGGCCAAUAUAGGAGGAUUAGAAGAGUAUGAGAUGAAUCGUUCUGCCAUUGGAAGGCAGAGUGCCCUCAGGACAGGGAUCUAUGGAAGGUGUGAGUGUUUGCUGACAGGUAUUGCUCUCCUGGGGAAGACAGUCAGUUCUAGGAACCCCAAGGCCUCUCUUCAGCAGACUCCCCCAGCCCCAACUCCCUGAUUCAUAUCCACAACCCUUUGUUCUUUUCUGACCUUUUGUCUUGGCUAUAAUGCUGCUUUUCCUUACAUGUAGAUUAAAAGAAGAGUUUUUCAUAGAAAUUCCGCACUUUAUUAUUAUUAAUAAUUAUUUUAUUACCAUUGUUGUUGUGUAUGAGUGUGGGUAUGGACAUGCCAGGUUGCAUAUAUAGAGGGCAGAGGGUAA
This is a messenger RNA of Phodopus roborovskii (desert hamster), 1716 nucleotides long. Its product is annotated as secreted and transmembrane protein 1A. The record is from RefSeq and is a predicted model, not a curated record. Gene Ontology annotation, molecular function: cytokine activity. Lineage: Eukaryota; Metazoa; Chordata; Mammalia; Rodentia; Cricetidae. The transcript has 6 exons. Gene Ontology annotation, biological process: immune response. The coding region runs from base 69 to 716 and encodes 215 amino acids.